This is a messenger RNA of Paramisgurnus dabryanus, 4707 nucleotides long. RefSeq names its product SMG5 nonsense mediated mRNA decay factor (gene smg5). Lineage: Eukaryota; Metazoa; Chordata; Actinopteri; Cypriniformes; Cobitidae. The record is from RefSeq and is a predicted model, not a curated record. Gene Ontology annotation, molecular function: telomeric repeat DNA binding; telomerase RNA binding; protein binding. Gene Ontology annotation, cellular component: telomerase holoenzyme complex. Gene Ontology annotation, biological process: nuclear-transcribed mRNA catabolic process, nonsense-mediated decay.
GCCCCGGUCACUGAACCGUGCGCGGUGGGAGGGGAAAAAAUGGCCGCUCGCGGAGCGACGCUCGCAACGAUGAACGACAACAACACAAACACAAUUCCCUCGAAAUGUGACAGCUGACCCGAACCGACACCAGCACACACGUCGGCGGAUGGGUAUCGAGGCCGGCGGCGGGGGAGGACAGGAACGACAGCGUUUGUGUUUAAGUUAUAAUCUGAGGGAAAGAGGUGAGUUAGCUACCCUGCUAACGUUAGCCGCGCGCUAAACUGGAGCGGAACGAACCAGAACAAAAUACUGAAACCAGACCAGAACAGUCGCUUUAUCACUGCUAGAAUGAGCGGACCGGGUCAGGACAGCGAGCCUGAGGCCAAAGUGCUUCAUAUUAAACGUCUGUACAGAGCUGUGGUGGAAACGGUGCAUAAGUUGGAUGUUAUAAUCAGCAGCAAGUCUUCCUAUAGGGAGGUCUUCAAACCUGAGAACAUCAGCUUGAGGAACAAAUUGCGGGAACUUUGUGUCAAGCUGAUGUUUCUGCAUCCGGUGGACUAUGGACGCAAGGCUGAAGAACUGCUGUGGAGAAAGGUCUACUAUGAGGUCAUUCAAGUCAUCAAGACCAACAAGAAGCAUAUUCAUAGUCGCAGUGCUUUGGAGUGCGCCUACAGGACCCAUCUGAUUGCUGGGGUGGGCUUCUUUCAACACCUGCUGCUCUACAUCCAGUCACAUUAUCAGCUGGAGCUACAGGACUGCAUUGACUGGACGCACGUCACUGACCCACUUAUUGGUCGUAAGAAACCGGUCUCAGCCAGCCCUAAGGAGAUGGAGUGGGCCCAGAUGGCUUGUCACAGGUGCCUUGUGUACUUGGGAGAUCUCGCGCGGUACCAGAAUGAACUGGCGGGAGUGGAAACGGAGCAGCUGGCCGAGCGCUUUUAUCACCAGGCCCUGUCUGUCGCUCCUCACGUCGGAAUGCCGUUUAAUCAAUUGGGUACACUGGCUGGAAGUAAAUUUUAUAAUGUUGAAGCUACUUACUACUACUUGCGCUGCAUUCAGUCAGAGACUCCCUUUGAUGGUGCUUAUGGGAAUUUAAAGCGUCUUUUUGACAAGGCAGCCAAGAUGUACCAUCAGGUGAAGAAACAAGAGAUGAAGAAACUGUCACCAUCACGCCAGAGGUCAAAAGACAUCAAGAGACUGCUGGUGAGCUUCAUGUAUUUGCAAAGUCUGUUGCAGCCCAAGAACAGUUUGAUGGAGACUGAGUUGACGUCACUGUGCCAGUCGGUGCUGGAGGACUUUAAUCUGGUGCUGUUCUACCUGCCACAUCCUACUCACGGCAGCCAAUCAACCGGCGAGGAGGAGGAAGAGCACGACUCCAUCUGCUCUGUGUUACCUGACAGCCUCAUAUUCAAGAUGGUGGUGACUUGCCUUAUGGUGGUUCACAGGCUGAAGCGAGGAGCCUCAAAGCAGUACAGUGCCUCCAUCGCCUUCACAUUGGCUCUGUUUUCACAUCUGGUCAAUCAUGUGAACAUUCGACUGCAAGCUGAACUGGAGGAGGGCGAGAGUGACGUCACGGCCCUGCGCACUGAUAACACAGAUGAGCCUGAGGCCAGAGAUUCCAGUGAAGCUCCCUCUGAAGACAGAACCCUGCAAAACGGCUCUCUGGAGGAGGACGAGGAGAAAGAAAAUGAUGAAGAAGAGCCUACAGGGAAUGGAAGGACGGCGGAGGUAAAGAAAGCACUGGAGAAGAAGAGGUCAGCAGAGGAGAAGCAAAAACAAAAGAGGAAGUUCUCGCGUCUAUCCAUGCUCCGCCGCAGACGAUGUGCUCACAAGGAGGACGAGAGCGACCUGAGCGAAGGCUUUGAGAGUGAUGAAGAGGAGGAUGAGGAAGAUGCCGUGCCGGUGGACGGUCUUGGAUCUUCCAGGGUCCAGAUGAACUCUUUAGCGAGAGAAGGGCGGAAAGAACCGCUGGCAGUGGAUGGCCGCUGGGAAAGCGGUUCGGAGGAAGAAGAAGGGGGCACGGCUUUUGACGUCGAGACGGAUUCCGACAUGAACAGUCAGGAAUCUCGUUCGGACCUGGAAGACAUAGAAGAUGCAGAGAAUGCGCCACAACAUCAGCAACCAGAGGAAGAUGAGCAGCCACAACCAUCCAGGGAAGAAAACUCAACCCCGCCAGCAACCAAUGGCCCUCUAGUUACUAACGAUGCCAGCAUCAGCAGUAACCUACAGGCCAUGUCUUCUCAGCUUUUCCAGUCCAAGCGCUGCUUCCGUCUUGCUCCCACCUUCAGCAAUGUGCUGCUCCGCCCCCCGGCUACCACUAACCCCACCUCAGACUCCAACCCUAAACAUUCGAAAGAAACCACACCCCUUCCAGAAAAAACAUCUAGCAACAUGAGUCCAGAGAUUGUUAAUGGGACGAAUGACAAUGAUGCUGACUCUGAUUCUGAAGGCAGCGUGCACAGCAACCAAUCGAUUCCCAGUGAAAAAACCCUUUCUGAGCGCCUGGAGAUUCUGACCAAUCAGGAUCUCAUCCAGAUAGUGAAGGUCUUUUUGGAUUGGCUGAGGACAAACACCGACAUCAUCCUCAUGUGUGCUCAGAGUUCUCAGAGCUUGUGGAACAGACUCUCAGUCCUGCUUAACUUACUACCUGAGGGCACCAAGAUUUUGGAAGCAGAUCUAGGCUUAAAUAAAGAGGUGGCAGAACUCCUAAAUGAGUCUGAGCGGCCCGGUUUGGUCCAGACGUUGCUUUUGCCUGAGGAUCUGGCACUCCGCCAUCUUCCUGCCCUCAGCUCGGCCCAUCGACGCUUGGACUUCACUAGCCAGAGACCUUCUCUUAGCCCUUUGGAGGAGUGUGUGGUGCGCUUGGGCUGCAUUCGCAGCUUUGGCCACUUCCUCACAAAUCUCCAAGGCAACGUGCUGCACUUCAACCCAGAGGCAGGCAUCUUCACCAGCAUCAGCCAAUCAGAGCAGGAGAACCUCAUUCAGCAGGCCAAGGCCCAGUUCCGUAUGGCCGAAGAGGAAGCUCGUAGGAACCGUCUUAUGAGAGACAUGGCCCAGCUGCGCCUGCAGUUGGAGGUCUCUCAGCUGGAAGGAAGUCUGCAGCAGCCAAAAGCCCAGUCCUCCAUGUCUCCGUACCUGGUGCCAGACACUUCUGCUCUGUGCCAGCACCUGGGUCCGCUCAGACAGCUGGCUGCCAGCGGCUGCUUCAUCAUCAUCAUCCCCCGUACAGUAAUCGACGGUCUGGACAUGCUAAAGAAAGAGAAUGCCGGAGCGAGAGAUAGUAUCCGUUUCCUGGAGACGGAGUUUCGGAAGGGAAACAGAUACAUCCGCUGUCAGAAAGAAUCAGGAAGAAGUUUUGAGAGGGAUAAAUUAAAGCGCCAGGAUACAGAAGCCUGGCAUCUUUAUAAAAUGGUGGACAGCUGUCGUCAGCUCACAGGAUCUCAAAAAAGCGGAGAUGAAGACACGGCCGGCAUGGUGACCAUUUUAACGGGACAUUCGCUGGAGGAGAUGACUGAAAGAUCAGCUUCCAUGAAGGCUGCUGUCCAGGCGGUGGGGUCUGCGGGCAUGGAGCUGAAAAACAUCACCGAGUUUUAUCAGCAAUGGAAGGAGAUGGGCUGAGAGACAGCGUGGGACACAGGGGUCGGCUCGGCGUUCGGCCGAUCACAUCACUCACUCCCUAUCUCUCUCUUUCUCUCUCUCCCACUUUACUGCCCUGUCUGCAUCUACAUCUCCAGGAGAAACUACUCGAAGGCGGAGACUUGUAAGGAAGGAGGGUGCAGUAAGUGUGCGGAGAAAAGAGAAGACAGAGACACGGGGCUUUAACGUACAACAGCGUGUCCUCGACCCAACGCGGGAGGGUUGAAAGAAGCUACGGGGUGAAAUAAAUGCCCCUGGGGCGCUAUAACCAGACAUAUAUACCUAUGAAAUGAGUGUAUAUGUUUUAGAGAGAGAAACAAACAUUCAUGUCCAUUCAUGUUCUGCAGAUCCCAUAUAACUAAAUGUAUAGAGCAGUGUUUUCGCAUCGUUUUAUUUUCGUCUUUAUGCUACGGUGCACAGGGGUCGUGCGCUGCCACGUGAAUGUCUUGUGUUUCACUGGCAGGUCAACUUUAAGGUCGCGACAAGAAAUUAGCCCUGAUCGAAGCCACAGUUCUGUUUUUUAGCAUUUACUCUUGUUGCUCAAGAAGGAUUCAGGGUAUUGGGUGUACACUUCUUUUCGAUCGUUUUUGCUUUCUUACGUUGCUUUCCCCUUCUUCUUUUUUUUUUUUCUUUUUUUUGCCGUGUACCCUUUGUGAUUUAAUGUAUUGUGUUGUAUGUGUAUGAACUGAAUGAAAUUAGUAAGGCAAAUGGUUGCUUUUAUUUGAUUUUAUUUUUGUAUGUCGUAUCUUUGCUGUGCUGUACACAGGAAUGAGGGUCAGGCGUAGAGAUGUCACGCACGUUAAAGCAUUCUAACAUUACGACUUUCGCAUCGCACACCGCUGCGCUGGCGGGUGUGGAGGUGUUUGAUCUAGACCCUGUCAUUUGCCAUCACGUUCUCGUAGUAAUUGUUUCAUAUUGCACAACGCAAAAGAAUACAAUGUAUGUGUGAGUGCAUUAAAAAUUAAAAGAGAUUUCAUCUACAAUGUCUCUUUAUUGAAUGAUGGGGGCUGUAAAGGGAUUUAAAGAGAAAAUGACAAAACUUUAGAGAAUGAUUUUUCAAUCUAUAAGGCUAAAAUUGUAUUUUAAACA